UAGCAUCUGCCAUAUUGAAAGGAAUCCCCCGCGUGCAGACAAAAAUAGAAUUUGAGGAAAUCCGCACACAUUUUAGUGACGUCAGGGGAGGUUGGUGUACAAGAUGGCGGCAGUCGGGUGUACGGAGGAUAAUAGUUCAAUGGACAGCGAGGAUAAGACUGAAAAUGGCUCGCUGAACAUUGCCGAAGUCUGCAAGAAAAAUGGUGUCAACCACUCGCUCAACUCUGCUCCAGUUCUAGACGUCAAAGCGACCAAGUCAAAGAAAGUUGUCAGGAUAAACGGGACUGGUAAAUUCUCGAUUGCCACUCCAUCCAUUCCCUCGCUGCGCUCACGUCGUGAUCGACUUGUUCCCGACUUGUGGAAAAAGACAAAAAAAGUGACCGUACUGGACAGUAAAGAUGGGAACUUUUAUGAUAAGCUUGGUAAAACAAAUUGUGCUGUGAAAAGUGAGCCUGUGAAGAACUCUAGCCAGGAGAAAAGCAGUGGUGUUGUUGGUUCAGGAACCUGUUGCCAGCUUUUGUCUAAUAAAAAAGUGGUGUCAGAGUGUUGUACCAAAAACCAGAAUGGAACCAGUGGGAGAACAAGCAGUUGUACACCAACCUCCAGUUGUGCCAGUGACACUAAAACUAGCUGCACUAGUAACACCAAAACCAGCAGCUGCACUAGUAACCCCAAAACCAACAGCUGCACUAGUGACACCAAAACCCACAGCUGCACUAGUGACACCAAAACUAGCUACACUAGUAACACCAAAACCAAUUGCACUAGUGACACCAAGUCCAGCAGCUGCACAAGUGACACCAAAUCCAGCUCUGCUAGCGGAAGUAGUACUGCUGUCAAGACUGAAAAUGGCAUUGGACUCGGCAUUAGUAAAAGUGGCAGUCUACCCUGCGGUCCUCUGUCUAUAGCAAGUGGCAUAGAGUGUAGGUUGAAUGCACGAGUGCCGUGUCAUAACAGUAAUGGUAUAAACUUUGUAUUCCGCCAUCAGUCACCGACCGCUCUCACCUCAUCACCUCUGGCCAGUCUCUGGCGCACGAACAGCUCUGAGUUGACCACGCCAGACACCUCCCGCUCGUCGACCCCGCUGCCCUUGUUUGGGGGCUUGUCACCAUUCUGUGUGGGCCCUGGGGGUGGGGAUGACAUCAAAACCCAGGAGAAGGUGGAAGAGAAACCUGUGCUAAUAGAGUGUAAGUGGAGUAAGUGUGGGGCGAGUCUGGACCCUGCCACUCUUAUGGACCACAUCAAACAGACUCACGUGGAGUCUCAGACAGGUAAUGAAACGUUUGUCUGUCUCUGGGAGAAAUGCAAAGUGUACAACAAGACCUCAUGCUCCUUGUCCUGGCUGGACCGCCAUAUCUUGUGCCACAGCGGUAACAAACCGUUCAGGUGCAUUGUGGAAGGCUGUGAUCUUCGCUUCCCCUCUCAGCACACCCUGGAGCGACAUGUGAACAACCAUUUCAAUACCCAGCCGCCCCCUAGUGCCCGCGCAGUUCGCUCCAGAGAUGACACGCCCACCAAAAUCUGCAGGAAGAAGAGAUUGAAGAGGAAACGACCAGCACAAGUAAAAACUGGGGACUUCUUUGACUCGGGAAUGAUGGAUAUCAUACGUCAGGAUAUGAUCAAAUUAACAAAGAAGACUCAAAUAGACGUCAAUUCAGGCAGCAACUCAGUCACAUUCCAAAGUACUGUAAUCGGUCGAAGGACAGACGAGUCCGGCAAAACACAUCUUCUGUUACAUUAUACUCCUGAAGAUGUACUGCCAGAUUCUUGGAUUCCUGAAUCUCAGGUCGAUAAAUCUGGGGUUCAAAGCAUUCCUAUAUCCAAUCUACCUCGUGACUCGGUUCUUAAUUUGGACCAAUCACUGUACAGGACUCACAGGUUUAGAAAACAUCGGCGCAAAUGACUACUGCUCAGAGGGAGACGCAUCAGACCAAUCAAUGUUAAUGUGAAAGGAAUGCAUACUAGAAAUUGGUGUAAGACCACACCGAUAUGGAUAUUGCGCUAUUCUUUGUGGAACAUGAAAGCCAAUCAAGGCACCACUGCAGGGAAUCUUCUUAUUUUACAUGAUCAUUACAUGAUAUCUAUCUCACGUAUGCAGCUCCAUGGAUACUUGAACAACGGAGCUGUUUUGUAUAUCAUAUGGAAUGAUAUUUAUUGUCUAGGUCAUCCGCCAAAAACCAUUUUCUGGUUUGGAGACAUAAGAAAAAUAACACAUAAUAGAUCUAUGCCAUUGGAAGAGAAUUAAAGCUCUUGUGAUUUUGUGCAGUGUUGGAAGCCAAGGUGAAAUAUUACAUUGAACAGUCUACGCAAAUGUGGUUGUUGACAUCAGGGGGUCUCAGAUUUUACUUCCCUUUCUCCAGCAGAAGUUCUUGAGAUUCAAAUAGUGGUUCAUUUUCAGUUGAAGAAAAAUCCAAUCAGUAGUGGCUUAUUGGAUGCCAUCAGCCACUCUGGUGUGUUUUGUUUCAUGAGCUGUAAAUGACUCAGUCCGGAAUCCUCUGUGGAGUACUGCGUCCUUAUUUGUGUAAACCUUCCUUGAUUAUGCAGAUAGUGAAACAUUGAAUUCGCCCUAACAUAUAUGUUAUAAAAUGAGGGCAGGUGUCAUCAGUGUUUCCUGGGGUUUGAUAUGUGUAUUUGAAUAUGUUUUUUUUGUGAUCUCAAGAAAGCCAGGAGUAGAGUAUGGAGAUGUUCUUGUAUAAUUAUUGUAAAAUCACAUUCAAGAGUCAAGACUGGCCAUACUUGCUGUUUUUGAAAGAAUUGCUGUAGGUCCAUCAAAAUUGUUAUUCACACAAAGUAACCAUCAAAUGAUGUUAGUAUUUUGUCAGUGUGUUGAUGAGCCAUCCCAUUCCUUGUUAAUAUCAGCCCUCUUAUACUCUAUGCUUGUCCAGGCAUACAGACUUACUUUCUAUACAUGCAUGCCAGCACUGCCCAUGCAUAUGUAGCAUAGGUGAAUAUCGUCCUGUGCCAUAUAUUUUCCUAAACAUGCAGCUACCCAGCUGAAGUGACCUUAAUAACCAUCUAGUUGAUUGGUGGAAUCAUCAUUUCGUUUGACCAAUCAGGAUUUACGACUGUUAUCACUGCCAGCAACUGCAUACAUCGAUGUACAUGUUUGUUUUCUUAUCUGAACAUGCACUUUGAAAAUCCAUGUGUACAUGUACAUACAUAUACAUGCCCUUACAGGUUCAUACCAUUUCUCUGUCAUACCUGUACUAUUUCUCUGUCACAUCAAGAAAACCAUACACAGUGGAAGAUAACAGCAAACGCUGUAUGUGUAGGCUUGUGUUACAGACAAAAGCUGUUCAUGGAGAGUUGAAACAUAGAACUGGAUUUUUAGCUCUGGUAACUUCUUUUACCUUUGUGUGCAUGUACCUGUAAAUUCCUAAAAGCGAGUCCUUAAAGAUGAAAGUAUGCUUAGAAAACUAAGGUACUGUGUCUUGAUAGUAUGGCACCUAAGACUUUCAGUAAACGGUUUAAACAUGUCUGUGGCACAAAACAUUAUUGGUUGGCCAUUUACUUGAGUGAUGCAGAAUAUACCAGUAAGGCUAUAAGUACCGUUACUGUAUCACCCAGAUUCAGGUGACUUGGCGGUGAAUUUACAUCAUGUUAUAUCAACAUGCAAACUGAAGGGAAUGCGGUGGUCCCACCUGUAUAUGGAUAUGCCAGAUGUAGGACAAUCAUAUGCAGGGUGUUGAAUAAGGGCAAGUAGCAGGUGCAGACAGCUGUCAACUGCCGUCCCCUUAGCCAGCUAUUUUGAAUAUUCUUACAGUUGAAAUCAAUAGUAAUUGUGGCAUAAUUGCUUUCAAUUCAGCCACCUACUUCGACCUCCUUCUCCAAUUCUAAAUGAAAACCCUGUAUAUGCUCCAGCAAUACGUUACCAUGUAAACUGUAGGGCAGACGUUGUUCUCAACUAAAUGUCAAUGUUUAAUCCGUAGUGAUCCCAACUCUGCGUUCUUUACCUUUAAAUAACACAUUUUGAUUUUAGAUGAUUGUUUUCCCAGAAAUUUUUAAAAGAAAAAUGAAUGACAAGGUUUCAAAAUCUUUUGAUUCAUCUGAGAUAAGUUUGUUUUGUUUUUGAAGUAAAUGUUUGUCCUUAAUGCGAGAUGUACAUGCUGUGUUAAAAUAGAUAACUCAAUUGCUGAUUCUUACAUUUGUACAUGUAACCACAUGUAUUUGGUGCCUCUUUUAAUUAUUAUGAAUUUUACAUUGAUUUUGCCAUAAUUUUUACAACUGAAGUGGGGUUUUUUUGGUGCGUUAUCAAAGGUGUUAAAAUACAAGUUGCUUUGUGAAAUCUUUUUGACUUCUACAGUUAUAUUUGAUACCAUUCCUCUUGCCAGGUUUGUUACACGCAGGACUUAGUAGAAACAUGCUGAUGAAAUACUUGCUAUGGCCGUGCUACAUGCACCUUCAUUACACAUCGUUACACUGACCUGAAAGCUAAAAAAAAAAUCUGUCACUAAAUGGAGUGUAAAUGACUGAUUUUCAGAGCUGUGUUGAUCUUUGCAAAAGGUUUUGAGGUUUGUUUAGAAGGUAUAACUAUAUCCUACUUCAAAAAUGUUUCAGCUCAGAAAGUAAUUUCAUGUCAUUUAUUUGCUAUAUUUGCCACUAUACUGCACUUUUGGGGGGGAACAUUUUAGGUCAUGUACUAUGUAUCUCUUGCACCGCAAUAUUAUUGGUUACAAAUUACUGGUGAUUAUGCCAUUGUUUUUUUUUUUUCAUGCCUGAAUGAUCAUUAUGACAGCAGCUUCUUGCAUGGUUAAGAUAAAUGCUGUGUACAUGUUUAAAAGCGUUAGGCCAAAGCUUCAAUGCUUCAGUGGCAAGGAAUGUAAUGUUAAGUUAAAUUGACGUGGAUUAUGAUGGAUCUGACAAGGCUAUGACUUCUGUUGAACGAAGUUGAAUGUGUGGCCCAUGUCAUACCAAAAAGUAUGUGUGUACUUUAGAUUGUUUUAAUAUAGCAUGCUAUAUACAGCAUACUACAUAAGUGUGCCCACUUGGACGCAUAAAUCCUUUGAAGGAAAAGAUAUUUUCACAUCUUGGUUCAUUUUUUUUUUUUUGUAUUGAAGAUAGCAAAGAAAAUGUAUAAAAGCAUCUUUUCAGUUUCACUUCAUUCACACACCUUGUCACAUAUAGGAGGAAAACUCAGCCAACCAUGCACUCUGUAUCCUGUCAAGGAAAAAUGUCGCACAUUCAAGCAGGUCACUUGUAUAUCUUUUAUAGGUUCAUUAUUGGUGUAUGUUGUGACUCAUUCACACCAAACAUAUCAACAGUUGGCCACAAUCUUCUCUAUCAGUAGUCCAUCAUCAUCAGCUCCCCUGGUUCAUAUCUGGGUGAUAUCGCCACGGAAACCUCGAAUUGGGACCACAGGUCGGUCACCUUCCUGUCAAUAGGACUGUUUUUGAUUGGUGACUCAAAAUGAGGCUGUGAUUCAAGAACCAAUCUGCUACAGUCACUGCCAAUUGUAGAACAGACUGUUAUUUUGUGAUAUAUGUUACAUCUUUUUCCAUCUGAAAACUGUACGAUAUUUUCACAUAAGAUGUGCUGUUAUAAUACCAUUUGUUACAUCAUUUGCGCACACAUUGAUUUCAUGUAUACAUGACAGUGUACUUACAAUCAUCAUAGUCAGCUGAACAUCGUGUGAAAGACGUGGGAUAUACAAGUACAUAAAGGAACUACAGUGUCCCAUAUAUUAACCGUCACUGUGAUUACUUGUCAUAGGCACUGUACAGUUGUUUAAACCAUUUUGUAGGUAAAGUGUGAUUUUUGUACAGCCCACAGUUUGUAUCUAUAGGCCUGGUAUCAGGAUGAAGUAUUAUGGGGUGUAAAGCUCAGUUGAACGCCCAGUUUGGGUUAUGAAAUGGCUGAUGAGCCUGUGUGAAAACCAAGGAGCAAAGUGCUGAGUCAGUUGUUCUCUUGAAGAAUCAUUAUGCCAGGAGCAAGGUGCGGAGUAAGCUGUUCCCAUGAGGAAUCAUUAACCAAGGAGCAACAUGCUGACUCAGCUGCUCUCGUACGAAAUCAUUAACCCAGGAGCAAGGUGCUGACUCAGCUGUUCUCAUAAGAAAUCAUUAACCUGGGAACAAGGUGCUGACUCGGCUGUUCUCAUGAGGAAACAUUAACCCAGGAGCAAGGUGUUGAUUCCGCUGUCCUCAUGAGAAAUCAUUAAUCCAUGAACAACCUGCUGACGCAGCUGUUCUCAUGAGGAAACAUUAACCCAGGAGCAAGGUGCUGAGUAACAGUUUGCUGUUCUCAUGAAAAAAGAUUAGCGUAUGAGCAAGGUUCUGACUUAGUUUUGAUCAGAAAUAUUAACCAAGGAGCAUGGUGCUGAGUCAGCUGUCUUCAUGAGAAUCACUUACUUAAGAGCAUGAGAGACCAUUUAUUCCAACUUUUAUUGUAGGUAUCAGAUUUAGUCAGUUAUGUGUAUAAAAAAAAACAAGUCCCUUAUGGUUGACCUCUACCUGUUCGUACCUCACCUUGCUUGUAUAUUAAUGCAUUAGGAACGUAUGAAGCAUCACUUGGUACUACAUGUAGCAUGCCUCUAACCUUGUACUCGAUAAGUUCUAGACAUUAACUGUAUUUGCUGUACUGUUUUGCCCAUUACAUAGUUGGUGUCAAAGCAUUUUUAUCAUGGUUUUCAACCAGGCCUGCUUGAUUCAGAGCAGCAUAAUUCUUACCGGUACUGGAAUAAUUUUGCAUAAUCUUAAUUAAAUUUAACAGUAAGAAUUAAUUUUUAUUGACUGAUUUUUUGCCCACAUUUUGCACACCUUGAUAACCAAAAAUUACAAGAAGAAUUUUUGCAAUUACUUUGAUCAGCUUUCAUUUGAUUAAAGUGUAGGAAUAAAAACUUUUGGAUAUUUGUUUUACAUCUUCACACAGUGAGCAUUACAGGAUUGAGAAAUGUUUCAGAACUGGAAGGAUGUUAUACCAAAUCUCUACUAAAACUUUUUGUGGACAAACAAGCAUGGAAGGUCCAUGACUAUAUAUGGUUGUUGUGUUUUUUUCAUUCUCUUUAACUAGUUUCCAUUUUCAUAAUUGUGUUGGGUUUUGUUGAUACAGUGGUGUAAGAUUUUCUGUUUACAGACCUUCAGAUCCAAGGGAAAUAAACUACAGUCAUUCCUCUUUUAUUUGAAGGUGUGGUACAUACACUCAAAUCAUAAUGAUGUGCAUAAUGCAUAUUUUCAGGUUUCUAUGUAAAUGACAUGUUUUAAUGAAAUGCACAUGUGCAGUUAUACGGAAGUGUUGCUGUUAUGUUAUUUAACGCACCAAAUGCCACCACUUUCUGGCCAAAAACCGAUGGAGCAGCACAAAACUUUUUUUUUUUUUUAUAUCUUCAAUUUUUGAUUCGGUUUUUUAUUAGAAAUUUCCUGACUAUCUGCUGUAAAAACUAUCCUUAUGCAGGAUGGAAUAAUUAUACCUCCCAUCUGUAAUUGAGUAAUGCUUUUUUAUGUUUUCUAUAACUUUUUAUACCUCUUUUUAAUAUUGUAUAUUCAUGACGCUUUAGAAAAUUAUUCUGCUAAAUAACUUGAUGACAUUGGAUGACCACAGUUUCAAGGGGUUUCUGAAGGAGGGUGGUUAUACUCUUAAAUUUUUUUCAAUUUCAAUAUUUCUUGAAUACUGGCUGUAUUGAAAUAGUUUGUGCUGUACUCAGUUAGGCCAACUGGUACACAUACUAAACCAUUGUCAUGAUUCCCUUUGCAUAUCUUUAUGAUGUUUAUUCUGGUGUAGUCACCUGUUUUAUCAUUCGGUAUAGGUGUACAGGUAUGAAAUAAUUUGUAACUAAAUAAGGCAACCAGUACAAUAAGUGACACCCUUAAAUAUAUCAUUUUACAGGGGGAGGUAACUCCUAGGCUCUGUUCCUAUCUGAAAUCCACAGUGUAAAUAGUUAUGAACUGAGUGACCCAAUUAAACUAUCAGAAUUUUUAUGACACACAGAGGUCAGUUUUCAAACCUCCCAUUUCAGAGGGAGAUGUAUAUUGUUCUGUGUAUAUACAGUAUAAAUAUUUGAAGUUUUAUUUUCCGAUGAAAUGGAUGCACUGUAAAUGUAUAUGAAUGUGUGGUCGGAGAGUUGCUAUGUUCCAGUAAUGUUAUUCUUGUAGUUAGUGUUCGGCAGAAUUGUUGUGGUCAGGGCAAAAUGUUAUGUGAAAUUCAAGGGUGUGGCUGUCAGUGUUACUAUAUUAUGAAAACAAAUGUUGGGUCAUAUUGCUACUACUGGACCGAUUUUUUUUAUUUUAAUUUGUGCGAUUUUUUUUAUUUCACAUUGAAACCUGUCUAGUGCAUUAUUGGCACAAAAUAUUUGGAGGAUGCUUUUAAAGCUGUCAGUUUUAAUAUUUGAAAAUCAUCAGUUGUGGGAUGUGCCUUAGGGUUAGUCAUUAUAAGUUUCUUCACCAAGACUAUUAUUAUGAAAUUGGCUUACAUGUACUUUACUCUGUUGUGUUAUACUUCACAAAAGCUUGUCAAACAGGUGCAUAUUUGCAUACAUAGCCCUUCCAUAAACACAAUCCACUGCUUCAGUCUUCUGUUAAGGUUACAAUGAGAGUGCUUUUUUAAUAGUCUGAAAAUGUAAAAUAUAUGUAAAUGCAAACAAAAUGCACAAUAUCUGAAAUUGAGAAGCACAAAAACCAAGUGCCAUGACUUAAACUCUUAAGAGUUGUAAUAAUGAUUUGUUAUAGUUAAUUACUGUAGUUAUGAAUCCUGAUAGCACACUGUUUUUCGGGGAGAUAUCCUGUAGUUUGCACAAGUUACUUCAGCACUGUCUGUAGUUAUGAACAGAAGUUCUAGAUAUAUACACGUGUAAA
Messenger RNA from Liolophura sinensis, 8783 nucleotides. RefSeq names its product zinc finger protein jing-like. The transcript has 6 exons. The coding region runs from base 104 to 1903 and encodes 599 amino acids. The record is from RefSeq and is a predicted model, not a curated record. Gene Ontology annotation, cellular component: ESC/E(Z) complex. NCBI's taxonomy places the organism in Eukaryota, Metazoa, Mollusca, Polyplacophora, Chitonida, Chitonidae. Gene Ontology annotation, biological process: regulation of transcription by RNA polymerase II.